UGCCAUUCAAUUGAAAUGUAACUGGUAAAAGUCAACCGUAUUAAGACGUUUUUGUGAAUCAAAUUGACCUCUGCUGAUUUGGGUCGUUAGUGUGACUAAUUCAUUGAAUUGUUGCCAAUUAGUUGUUAUUUGGUUAAUCAAAUAAGAUGUAAAAGCAACUUGAACAAGCAAAUAAAAUUGUACGAUGGAUUCAGAUGGAACCAGGAUAGCCAAGAUUUAGGCCUUCAUUUCAAUUAAAGGGUUUUCCUCUUCAGGUGAGAGUUCAUUUUAUAAUGGGUGAAUGAAUUUACUAAAUUAAAUUGCUAAGAAUUGAAUAGUUGAAAGACCGUUUAAGUAAUAAAAAUCAUUUAUCGUCAUAUUUUUUAGUUUUUCAAAAAAAGCGCGCUACAAAUCAGCUCAUUGAUUCACAGGAUUUCAAUUUUUUUCAUUUACUUUUGCAAUUUUUCAAUUGUUAUGGAGUUAAAUUGGUCAGAAUUAACACUUUUCAUCCGUUAAACAUUAAGGUUAAAGUUUAAAAUGUCCAAUGUUUCCUGAUCUUGUGAUAUUGUCAUAUCUCGCUUUUUUAUAUCAGUCUUUACUGGUUAUUUGCAUGGUUGUUUGUAGAUGGUAUGGUUUGUAAUUUGAACUGGUAUUCAGUUCAAUCAGUUAACAAUGUACAAUAUUUAAGGCUAACUUAACAGCUGAGCGAAUCAAAUAAUGAUAAUACCAAAGCUUGGUGAUUCCGAUCAGUAAAAUGGCCGAAUCUGUUGAGACCUUAUUACACUUUCCCUCUACUUUUUCAUUGCAUUUAUUGAAUGUAACAUAUGUAACAUAUGACAAGGUUGACUCAUUAGGGACUAGCUUAGCUACUGUUGAUCACUCUUAGCCUUUCAAAGAGUCUCUUUUUACACUUGAAAACAAUUUAGUUUUAUUUAUUAAUGUACUUUAUAAUUAUGUACCUUUUAAAGAGUUGAAACUUGGAACAAAAAAAUACUGAAAAGUGAAAAAUAUAGAAAAUAGCGUGAAAAUGUGUAUGAGUUGUGUUUUCAAGCCCAGUUUGCUUAUAUUGCAUCAUCCUUUUUUAACCCGGUAAAUUUGAUCAGUGAACUGAUUUUAAUUUUGUUGUUUUUAUUUUAAUUAUUUUUGUUAUUUAUGCAUCAUGAGAGAUAAAAUAAUUGCUCUUAUUGACAUGGAUUGUUUUUAUGUUCAAGUUGAACAAAGAGCUGAUCCACAAUACUGGGGAAAGCCUUGUGCUGUAGCUCAAUAUAAUCCAUGGAGAGGUGGAGGUAUAAUUGCUGUUGGAUAUGAGGCUCGUGCUUUCGGUGUUAAAAGAGGAUUUCGUGGUGAUGAUGCCAAAGCUGUUUGUCCUGAUAUACAUAUGUUUAUGGUUGAAGAAGAACGUGGUAAAGCUAACCUCAGUAAAUAUCGUAAUGCUUCUAUUGAGGUGAUGAAUGUUAUUUCAUCUUUUAGUCCACUUAUCACUGUUGAAAGAGCUUCUAUAGAUGAAGCAUUUCUUGAUUUAACACAAUAUGUUGACUCGAUUGCAUCUAAGCCGAACUGGGAUGAAAUUGAAGGUACUCGUAUCGCUGGUUUAGCAGACGCAGGAUUCCAAGGGAAGGAUUUAAAUGAAAUUGAAGCAGCCAAGCUGAAACACUUUUAUGAAGGAGCUACAUUAUUUAGUAACGAAGAAAGACUGUUGAUCGGUGCCUCAGCUGUAAAACAGAUUCGUGCUGCUAUUUUACAAGACACUCAAUUCAAAUGUUCCGCUGGAAUCAGUCAUAACAAAACUCUUUCCAAAUUAGCAGCUGGAAUGAACAAACCAAAUUGUCAAACAAUUUUGGCUUAUUCUGGAGUGCCUAAAAUUUAUGAAAAUACACGAAUUGAUAAAGUUCGUAAUCUGGGUGGAAAAUUAGGUGAUGAAUUGAAAAAUAAACUCGGUAUAACAACAAUGGGUCAAUUGGCUGCGAUUCCUAGCGCUCAUUUAACGUCUCUAUACGCUGGUAAAACAUUGAAUUGGUUAAUGAAUUUAAGAGAAGGUAUUGACGAAGAGGCUGUUGUAGCUCGUCAAAUUCCUAAAUCAAUUGGAUGUGGUAAAAAUUUUCCUGGUAAAAGUUCAUUAUCUACAAAUGAGCAGGUUACGCAUUGGUUUGGACAACUAUGCGGAGAGCUUGUUGAAAGAAUAACCGAAGACCGAGAACGGAAUAAGCGCACUUCUAAAUUAUUAACUGUUCACAUCAAAUUUAAUACGAAAGGUGAUAUAUCCAAAUCUCUACCUAUGCAUGGAAUGACUAGUGAAAGAAUGGUUGAAUAUAUAACCAAACAUGUUCUCUCCAAAUAUAUGAAAGAAGAUGGUUCAAUGAUUGACCCGAUUGUUAGAGCUAGUGUAACAGCAUCAAAGUUUGUAGAUUCAGAUUUAACUUGGAGAAAUGCUAAACUGGAACAAUAUUUUCAAAGAGUGGACAAACCCCAACCUGGAAAUACUGAGGAAAUUAAGCCGACCCCCAGCACUUCUGGAGCUGAAAAUGAUUCUUCCACAUCAACCACGCGAGCAGAACCAGAUUUUAAUAAUUAUCGAGACCUUCCUUUUGCUAGUAAUUUAUUCCCGUCAGAAUCAAAUGGAACUACUAUCUCAACCGACUCAAUUGAACCUAAUCAAGAUCCUCGAUCAUCUCCAAGGAAUUAUGCAUCCACUAGAACUAAUCAAGUUAAUGAAAGUGAUAAUUCUAAUGAUUCAAAUCUAGCAGCUUUAUUUGCCCGAUUUAGUGAUCAAAAUGAUUUUAAUAGACCGACUGUCAAAAGAGGCUUCUUUUAUCGUAAAACUUUAGAGUUGCAGAAAAAACGUAGAUUAGAAAAAGGAAUUAUAAGAAGAAAAUCUUAGACAGUUAGAAAUUUAUUAACUGUGAUCAAUUUUAUAUGUUAUAUAUUUUUUUGUAAUAUAUAAAUAUCAAUGUUUUAAUAUUUAGUUUUUAUUCAAGUUUGUGAAUUUCAUCUAACUGCGUGAAUUCGCCCUUUCAAAACGGAGCCUUAAACCGGUGAUUGGACACUUUAAGUAAUCCGAGUUGCAGUGUUACAAUUUAAAUGAGGAUCAUCAAAAAAUCAAGCGGAAGCACAUGUUAUGAUUAAGAUCCAAUAUAAUACGAUAUAAUGAAGUGAAGAGGACUUUUCAAAUCAAUGAUCACAUGACUGAUGAUGGAAUGGUUAAUUAUAUUUUUAAAAAAGACCUUUCCAAACAUGUCACAUCAAAUGGUGCUAUAAUUGAACUAUUGGAGUCCAAGUGCGUCAAAGUUUGUCAACAGCAACAGUAAUCGGAUAAAAUUUAAAGUGGAUGAAUAUUUGCCGUUAUUAUUUUACCACGUUGAUGAAACACGUCCACCAAAAACAGACAAACAUCAACUCAAAUUAAUCAUGAGACAAAAUUUCAAAAUCUGACCAAGUAUUACCUGCUAUUACAAUGGAAACAAUUUCAGGCGAUGAUCUUGCUCUCAUAUUUUAUCAUUCAAAAGAUUUAGGUUAUCGGUUUUUCAAGUGAACAUAAUCUUCAAUCCUCUCCAUAUAACUGAAAUUUUAAAAAUACUUGCUAAAAUUAACAAUGGAUUGAUUAAAGUAACGCUAUUUUCCGAAAUAACAAAUUAGAAAAUUGAAAUGAAAUGAACAUUCCAUUCGAGUACAAAAAAGAUUUACAUUUGAUUGUGAAGUCUCAGAAUUACAAGUUAUUAAAAUGUGACUAAAGAAACAUCACAAAUUUAAACAAUUGAAUUUUAUCAAAUGACACUUAUUUUAUCUAUUUGUUAUUGUUCAAUUUUAAUUUUGAUGAAAAAUAAAUUUCAUGUUAACUUU
Molecule: messenger RNA, 3816 nt
Organism: Tetranychus urticae (two-spotted spider mite)
Lineage: Eukaryota; Metazoa; Arthropoda; Arachnida; Trombidiformes; Tetranychidae
Product: DNA polymerase eta
Biological process (GO): response to radiation; error-prone translesion synthesis
Cellular component (GO): nucleus; replication fork; site of double-strand break
Molecular function (GO): damaged DNA binding; DNA-directed DNA polymerase activity
Source: RefSeq, a predicted model, not a curated record